Messenger RNA from Arachis ipaensis, 2125 nucleotides. Its product is annotated as protein CLAVATA3 INSENSITIVE RECEPTOR KINASE 5. The record is from RefSeq and is a predicted model, not a curated record. Gene Ontology annotation, molecular function: ATP binding; protein kinase activity. Gene Ontology annotation, biological process: protein phosphorylation. NCBI's taxonomy places the organism in Eukaryota, Viridiplantae, Streptophyta, Magnoliopsida, Fabales, Fabaceae.
UCAAUGACACAGGCAUGUUGCUAAGUUACCUUUAUAUUAUUCAAAAGCAUGUAUGUCUUUUUCCUCUUGGGCCUCACCUGACACAAGAUUGUUCAUCAAUGGGAUUCUCAUUCUCCCUUCAACUCUUCAAUUCUUCUUCUUUCUCAUUUUGAAACAACUCACUUUACUUUUGAGAUCAAUGGGGUUCUCAAGAACUGCAGAAUCUGCACUUCUUCUUGUGGCAUUCUUCUGUCUUCUGAGAUCUGCACAUGCUUUACUUUCUCCCAAAGGAAUCAACUUUGAAGUGCAAGCUUUAAUGGCCAUAAAAGCUUCUCUAGUGGACCCUCAUGGCAUUUUGGACAAUUGGGAUGGAGAUGCAGUUGAUCCAUGUAGCUGGAACAUGGUCACAUGUUCUCCUCAGAGCUUUGUCAUUAGCUUAGGAAUUCCAAGUCAGAAUUUAUCUGGUACUCUAUCACCAAGCAUUGGAAACCUAACAAACCUUCAGAGUGUUGUGCUGCAAAAUAAUAACAUAACUGGACCAAUCCCUUCAGAGCUAGGCAAACUUUCCAUGCUUCAAACACUUGAUCUCUCUAAUAACUUCUUUAAUGGGGAAAUUCCUCAAUCUCUUGGUCAUCUCAGAACACUUCAGUACUUGAGGCUUAAUAAUAACAGUUUUUCUGGGGAAUGUCCUGUGUCAGUGGCUAACAUGGCUCAGCUUUCUUUUCUUGACUUGUCCUACAAUAAUCUAAGUGGAUCUGUACCAAGAAUUUUGGCCAAAUCAUUCAGCAUUGUUGGAAACCCCCUUGUAUGCACAACAGGAAAAGAAACAAACUGCCAUGGAAUGACACUGAUGCCUAUGUCCAUGGACUUAAACACUACUCAGAGCGCUUCACCAUCAGGCACACAUAAAACUCACAAAAUCGCCAUCGCUUUCGGCUUAAGUCUUGGAUGCCUCUCCUUUAUAGCUCUUGUCUUUGGACUUGUUAUAUGGUGGAGGCGCAAGCACAACAAGCAGGCAUUCUUUGAUGUCAAAGACCGGCACCAUGAAGAAGUGUACCUUGGAAACCUGAAGAGGUUCCAAUUAAGAGAACUUCAGAUUGCUACAAACAACUUCAGCAACAAGAACAUACUGGGAAAGGGUGGUUUUGGAAAUGUGUACAAAGGAAGACUUCAAGAUGGGAGUGUUGUAGCUGUGAAGAGGCUGAAAGAUGGGAAUGCAAUUGGAGGGGAGAUUCAGUUUCAGACAGAAGUUGAAAUGAUCAGCUUGGCAGUGCACAGAAACCUCCUUAAACUUUAUGGAUUUUGUGUUACACCAACAGAAAGGCUUUUGGUUUAUCCCUACAUGUGCAAUGGGAGUGUUGCUUCACGUCUGAAAGGAAAGCCAACAUUGGAGUGGGGAACAAGGAAGCAAAUAGCAUUAGGGGCAGGAAGAGGAUUGCUGUACCUUCAUGAGCAGUGUGAUCCAAAAAUAAUCCACAGGGAUGUGAAAGCUGCAAACAUAUUACUUGAUGAGUAUUGUGAAGCAGUUGUUGGUGAUUUUGGGUUGGCAAAGCUUUUGGAUCACAAAGACACACAUGUCACAACUGCUGUCAGGGGUACUGUGGGACACAUUGCACCGGAAUAUCUCUCCACAGGUCAGUCCUCUGACAAAACUGAUGUCUUUGGAUUUGGCAUUCUCCUUCUUGAAUUGAUCACUGGCUUGAGGGCUUUGGAGUUUGGCAAGGCUGCUAACCAAAAAGGUGCUAUGCUUGAUUGGGUAAGCAAAAUUCACAAGGAGAAGAAGCUUGAAUUACUUGUAGACAAGGAUCUAAAGAACAACUAUGACAGGAUUGAGCUUGAGGAAAUUGUAAAGGUAGCUCUAUUGUGCACACAAUAUCUUCCGGCCCACAGGCCCAAGAUGUCUGAAGUUGUGCGCAUGCUUGAAGGUGAUGGGCUUGCAGAGAAAUGGGAAGCCUCACUAAGUGCCCAUGACACAACAAAGCCCAACAAAGCCCAUGAGUUCUCUUAUUCAGAUCGUUACUCUGAUCUCACUGAUGACUCUUCUUUGUUGGCCCAAGCUAUGGAACUCUCCGGCCCAAGAUGAGAAUUUUUCUCUAUAUAUAUAUUUUUUAAUGUUUAUGUUUUCUGUUUUUUUUUUUUUUUUUUU